AUGCUUAACCUUGUGACAGUCUACAAACGUCAGUUAAUGGUUCUAAAUCCACAAUUACCUUCCGUACAAAAUAUUCAGAAGGCUUCAGAAGAAGCUCCUAGUGCUUCUCAAAAUGACAUCAUCCUCAGUGCUCUCAUAAAUGCUGGAAUUGCUCCAUCCUCUUUAAAACCUCAAGAAGUUUACUCUAAUACUCCUUCAGUUUCAGUUACUGUGAAUUUGAACGUUAACGUUCUCAAUGCUCAAGGUCCUACCAUACUGAGGGUUGUUCCACCAGAAAAUGGCAGCAAUUCACCAGUUAUGCAAGCUUAUCCUCCUCGAAUGACUAGUCAGUUGUUAAAGGAGCCUUCUGAUAAUUAUCUUACAAUGUCUGGAAUUAUUCACAUGCCAAAUAUUAUACGGAAAAGGCCUCCUUCGCUUGUCGAAACUAGUCAGCCUUUUUCAAAAAUCAGACGUAAACUUAACCAUGGUCCAGUAGAUAAAGACGUUAGCCAUCAGAUCACAGCAUUUUCUGGUAUGGGUACUGUCCCAACUAGCUCAAGUAAAUGA
Schistosoma margrebowiei is the source of this 546-nucleotide messenger RNA. The record is from the annotation of a GenBank genome assembly. Lineage: Eukaryota; Metazoa; Platyhelminthes; Trematoda; Strigeidida; Schistosomatidae.